AGACAAACAACGCUUCAACUAAACAAGUAUAACUUUUGCGGAAUAGAUUUUUACUGAGAACAAACACGUUUGUCCGACAGUCAAAACAGUCCGACUGGAAACAAAACAUUAUUCAAUGGCAGCUACCGGCUGCAAGUAGCUUUUAACUGAAUAGUGACUAUUUCGAAAUAAAUAAAUAGAAGGGGUUUAUUUAAUUGCUCGUUAAUGGAUGGCGUACCUUGUCUUCGUGUGUCUCGUUGUGAGACACAGCAGUUCAGGAGGUAUCUGCAGUCCACAGGGAUGUCCGACCAGCGGUUUAGCUUGGUCAAACAACCAGACGGGACAGUCCUUCUCCCCAUUUCACCGUCCUGUCUCCCACAGCUGGAUCUGCUGGCUCUCAGAAAAGCCUGCGCUUCAGGUGUCUGUGACUUAACCUGGAGUCUGUCUCCACUGCAGUCAAAAAAGGAGAAGGGGAGGACAUGUGGAAAUAAACUGGAGAGAUCCCUUAAGGAGCUGCUGGAGUCUCAGGGUGAAAGAUGGCUGGAGGAGCUGAGGAGAGACCUUCCUCGGAGCUUCCACCGGCAUGGUGACCUCAUCCUGCUGGGCGACAACUGUUUUACCCUGCCAAUAUGGAAGAAAAUAGGGGAUCUAUUAUGGUGUGUGGUCGCCAACGAAUUGGGAGCAAAGCGGCUUGCAAAGAUGAGCCGAAUAUCCAAGGAUGGGUUUAGGUCUCCUCUGGUAACGAUGCUGUUAGGGGACAACAGCUGGGUCAAACACGUGGACAAUGGCAUCAGCUACGAGUUUGAUGUCACCAAGUGCAUGUUCUCAGCCGGGAACAUCACAGAGAAGCUGCGUGUGGCCGGAUUUGACUGCAGAGGAGAGACGGUGGUCGACUUAUAUGCAGGCAUUGGAUACUUCACCCUCCCAUAUCUGGUGCAUGCGAAGGCCAGCCAUGUUCACGCCUGUGAGUGGAACCCUGACGCCGUCGCUGCUUUACAGAAAAACCUCGAAGUAAACGGGGUGUCAGAGCGCUGCACCAUCCAUCAAGGAGACAACCGCCAAAUGCCGCUGUGUAACAUCGCCGACCGCGUGAACUUGGGUCUCAUCCCGAGCUCUGAGGACGCCUGGCCCGUGGCGUGUCGGCUGCUGAAGAGGACGACGGGCGGCGUUUUGCACAUUCACCAGAACGUCACCUCUCCGUUACAAAACACUGCUGCUAGCGACGGCGCUCCUCGGACGGUUUCCGCAAAGAACGCCGACAGAGAGGUGUGGCAGGCCUGGGCCGAGGAUGCUGCACACCGAAUAGCUUCUCUUCUGAAGGACCUGACUGGUGCGCCGUGGCUAAUGACGAUCCAGCACAUAGAGCACGUCAAGUCUUACGCGCCUCAUGUGCACCACGUUGUGCUGGACCUGGACUGCAGACCGUCCUGACCCAACACAGAAACAAGUUGCAGGA
This is a messenger RNA of Fundulus heteroclitus (mummichog), 1435 nucleotides long. RefSeq names its product tRNA methyltransferase 12 homolog (gene tyw2). Gene Ontology annotation, molecular function: tRNA methyltransferase activity. Gene Ontology annotation, biological process: tRNA methylation. The coding region runs from base 205 to 1410 and encodes 401 amino acids. Gene Ontology annotation, cellular component: cytoplasm. The record is from RefSeq and is a predicted model, not a curated record. The transcript has 7 exons. NCBI's taxonomy places the organism in Eukaryota, Metazoa, Chordata, Actinopteri, Cyprinodontiformes, Fundulidae.